Molecule: messenger RNA, 1059 nt
Organism: Trypanosoma brucei brucei TREU927
Lineage: Eukaryota; Euglenozoa; Kinetoplastea; Trypanosomatida; Trypanosomatidae
Exons: 1
Coding region: 1-1059 (352 amino acids)
Source: RefSeq, a predicted model, not a curated record
AUGCCAACGCCAACUGAGGUAGCGUACAAGUUUGCACCUGCAUUUUUCGAGGAGCUUGCUACGGCUCCUGAAAAUCUUGCGGGUAUGUAUGGUUCAGAGUCAGCACUUAUGCUCGUAGACUUUGAGUGUGGAACAAAGAAGGUAUACGGUGCGGACAUUGCUCCUGCUCUCGUGCAGUGGGCAAACAUAAUCCAAAACUGCCAACUGACGGUAGGGGACGUCUCCGUCUUACCGUUUCACAGCGGUGUAUGUAUCCACUUGACGCUGGUUGCGGAAUCAGCUUCCGUCCGUCACUUCUUCCAGUUUGUGACUAACCUGGAGGAGUACCCCGCCGGAGACUAUGGACCAUCGUCCUUCUACAUUCGCAAUCAGAUCGUCACCCGGACUGGUGCUGUGGAGAAGGAGCCGAGCUGCGCAGAGGGAAAGAAUGAGCCUGAGGGUAAGGUAGAGGAGGAGGAACCGCUGCCGGAGCCAGAGACAACUGGAACCCCUGUUGAGGAGAAGAAGGAGGACAGUCGGCGUGCCCCAAAUAAGAAACCUGAUGGAAAAGGCCGUGUUUCUCCUUCAACCGCCGCUCCGGCGGUGACGGAGGCAGCUGUGGACGCACCAACGGGACCCAAGACAUGGGCCAGCCUCGCGAGCAUCGCGACAAAGGGGGAACAGAGGCCCUCCAUCAAGGUGGUUGCCAAUGAGAGUACUGCAAACAAGGUGGCUCCCAAGCCCGCUUCACCCCCCACGAAGCAGGCCCCUCAGUCCGACUCGCGGAAGCAAGUUUCCCCAAAGCGUGCCGCAAAGGCUCCGCGUGCUCCUUCGGAGCCCGUUGGGGAACGGCUGAUGUUCAGUAUCGAUCACGCAGUCACCGAUGAGGAAAUUCUCACCGCACUCGGCCCUCUUGCUGCACGCAUUGUGUCGCUCCGUAACAACUCCGCCAAGGGGUACGUGUUCUUCGACUUUUCGCCCGGUGAAGACAGCGUGAUGGACUCCAUCAAAGCGGCCCCGUUUGUUGUCGGUGCUAGUCAAACGACCGUUAACGUUUUCCGUCAGAAGCAGCGCAGCUGA